This is a messenger RNA of Terrapene triunguis (Three-toed box turtle), 4456 nucleotides long. It is a transcript of the gene GYPC, whose product is annotated as glycophorin C (Gerbich blood group). The transcript is spliced from 3 exons. The record is from RefSeq and is a predicted model, not a curated record. NCBI's taxonomy places the organism in Eukaryota, Metazoa, Chordata, Testudines, Emydidae. Bases 393 to 674 code for a protein of 93 amino acids. Gene Ontology annotation, cellular component: membrane; cortical cytoskeleton.
UAACUGGCCCGGAACGCUAGGCUGGAUUGUGAUUGAAACCAAGCACUUUUAAAAGCAUUUUCUUUCUACUUGUUGCUGAAGAUUCAAAGUUCCUGGAAGGCAGAGGGGCUGGGAUACGUCAAACUUGAAAACAGUUACUGCUAUCUGAAAGUGGGGGCCCCUCCCCGCUCAUGUGAGCUGGAAAGGCAAAAGAGAAUGACACAUGUGCUGUUUCCUUUUCCAGUUGCAAAGGGGUCAGGAACUCGGCAAGGAGUGUCUGAACAAGUGUUGCAUUCUCCUGGGUCCUUGGUCUCUUCCCUGCCUUUCUAGCUGCUCUGUUUAAUCCAGCCGGCGAUUCUGAACAGGGGGAAAAAACAGUCAGCACAAAUAAGGCAUUUCUGAAGGCAUAAAUUAUGAGUGACCAAAACAAUGUGACACCAUCACCAUCUGGAGAUCACGGGGGUUCUUCAGCGGCAGUAGAUGUGGCAGUCAUUGGAGGUGUCAUUGCAGCGGUGGCUAUUGUCCUAAUUUGCCUGUUGAUCGUGAUGCUCCGAUACAUGUACAGGCACAAGGGCACCUACCACACGAAUGAAGCAAAGGGAACUGAAUUUGCCGAAAGUGCAGACGCUGCGCUGAAAAAUGACCCGGCUCUCCAGGAGGCUGUGCAUGAGAGCAAAAAGGAGUAUUUCAUCUGAGAGCAAAGGGAAGCCACACUGAGACUGCCUUAGUCGUUCUUUCCCCCCAAGGGAAUCGGUCAGAAAUGCUACAUCAACGAAAGCACUAAGAUAUGGAUAUGGCAAGGACAGAAGCAAGCAUCCUAACUGAACUGCUACUCCCCCCCCCCCACUCCCCAUGAAGAACGGAACACCAGAUACCUGGCUGUUGAUUUUAUUAGCCACACAGCUGGUCACAGUUGAAUUCAGUAUCAGAUCAGAAGUCAAAAUCUCAGUCUGAACGAUAAACCGAUACCAGCUAAUGAUAUCAAAUGUCAAACCUUGACAUUUGGUCAAAAUAGCAGAUGCCAAUGGAAAACAUCCUCUUAGCGUUAAUGAUGCCCCCUACAUCGAUAUUAUACAGAACUACCUGAAAAUGCAUUUUCAGUGGUAAUAGAACAAGUGUUAAACCAGAUAAAAGCGGAGGUUAGUGGAACAAAAAUUGGUCUAUAGUCCAGGAUUCCUCCCCCCUUUAAAUGUGCACUUUGCCAGGUGUGAUUUUUUCCUUCCCAGCCCUCUUCCUUUCCUCCCCACUUUGUUUUUAAGUCAAGGACACGACACACACAAACCCUAUAGGAAAAAUAUGGAACACUUAAGAGUGAAGGAUUUUUAGCUAGCUCUGCAUGGUGACUUGAGGAAUGCAAAGUGUUAGAAUUUACAGUAUAUAGUAGGUAAUAGCCACUAGACUUAAGAAAACGAUCCCAAAUAGCUAUUUGGCUCCUUUCAUGCAUACGUAAGUCAAUAGUUAUUGGCUAGUGCAGGCCUUCUGAAACAAAUGCUCGCCACUAGAUUUGGAAUGAGAACUCUGGCCCUGGUGUUUAUUUAUUUAUUUCACAUUGGAGAAUUCUUUCAAAAACCUGCUGACAUUUGGGGGAAUUGAGUCAGAACGCAGACAUAAAUAACAGUUAGAAAUGUAACUGUAAUGCUACCCUGGAGCAGUUUGUCCAUUUGAAUCCCAUUCUGUUGUAUUGAUCUUUCUCUCUUUUGUGCCCCUCCCAGCUUUUAAAUAUAUCUUGCUUUUCAUGCAGCCUCAGAUACAAAAAAUUCCAUUGAGCAUCACCUCUUUAAAAAAAUUAAAUGGAUGUGAUCUGUAAAAUGAAAGAUCCUGUUCAUCACAUAAUAAUUCAUUGUGAUGAAUUUCUUCACUACAGCAAGCUCUCUGUCUCACGGAAACCAACAGGUAGUCCUGGAAAUAGGAUUAAUUGUCCUCUGCACCUGUUUAUCACCAGCUAGGUUUAUUAAUUAUCCCAAAUGAGUGUGUGUGGGGGGGGGAGGGAACAAUUAAUAAUAAAUGUGCCUUCGAUCAACUACCCUGUUUUAAAUCAAUAGUUUUCUAUGUUUUCCUGUUUAAAAAAUAUUAUAAAGAAACAUCUAUAAUUGUGCUUUCACAACUUGGUGGCUUCAUCUUCUCCAAAGAUCUUCAUUUUAUGACACUGGCUCCUAGAGACCAGCUUAAUUCACCAGCGUUGGCCAUACAACUACUAGAGGAGACUAGAUCUCCAGGAGAAAAUACUUGAGGAAUCAAGUAGAUUUGGUGAAGGAAGGGGACAGUUUUGUCUCUUUAAUUAAAGUCCUCAAGGCCGCUCAGUACCUACAGGAGCAGGAUGUUGCAGGAGGAGAGUCCUAAAGAUUGAAUGUUGGCUAAUCUUGAAUCUUUGCACUGUAUGCUUUUAACCAAAGAAAAUCAAAACCAUGCCAACUUACUAAAAGCUUGGGACCAAAUUCCACAGACCAUUGUACAGCCAUAUCAUAUACAUCAGCCCACAUGCUACUAAAAUCCAAUAGUCCAGCACUAACACAAUUCAAAUGUUAUGGUGUUAUGUACUUGAUUUUUUUAUUCGUGUUACCAUUUGAAUCCUUUCACCACUGCUUGUGAAAUAGGAAUAAACUUGUGUGAUUGUUUUGGGUGGAGGAAAUUGAUUAAUCUUAGCAGCGGGAGUACACUUCGGUGCCUGGAUCCCCAGAAAAGUUGCUGGGGGGAGGAGAAGGAAAGGGACAUCCUCUUCUUGAAGGUACAGAAUUCACAUAUCUACUAUGAAGUUAAAUUCUUCAUCGACCUAAAAAAAUACAUAAGCUUACGCCUUGGAUAGGUUCAGGAAUCCAGUCUGGAAACAAUGUAUACAUUCCCUAUGGAUGUGAAGGUGGGUGGAACAUACACCCCAUGUCAUACAUGAGACCAGGGAACCCCUCCCCCCCGCAAAAAAAACAACCUUCCAGGAGGCCUAGUGGGCCAGGCCCUAUUAAGCUUUUUCCUUAAAGCAAACUUCCUGAACCUUAUAUGCCCUUAUUUCUACCUUGCAUCUAUCCAGUCCCACACCAGCCAGCUAUGGCUGCUAAGAAGAACUUACUCAAUAAAGGUUUGUUUGAAGCUUUUCUAGUGGCUGACUGGAACGGUAGUAAAUUCUCAUCUAAGCAGCCAUCUUCUGGACGGACGCACAGCAGAAAUGAGGUGGUGGUGGGAGGUCCACUGAGGUUGCAAGGAACAAAUCGUUUUUCAAGGCUAGGGAUUGUUACUAAGCUACUAAGGAACCAUGGGAUACCUGAACAGCUGCACAAAGUACCCCAGAGUGUGUUUUUAUUUAUUAAUGGGGUGGAUGGACCAAGCCAACCAAGUCUGAGAGUCAUCUCCAGUUGUGGGACUGAUGGCCAUCAGGUAGCUGUUAGUCAUAAAGGAGUGGGGUAAAUUGGCUUCAAUGGAGUUAUGCUGAUUUACAUCAAUUGAAAAUCUGGCCCCGUAUGUGACUAUUUAGGCCCCAAAUCUUUGGCUAUGGCCCUCCUUAGUAGGUUACUUCAUUUCUGUAUGCCAUUUUCCCCACAUUCACGCAGCCAGCUGAACAAUCCAAGUAUACAAUAACUACAUCAUCUACCGAUCACCAAUGAGCCUUUUAGAAUAUUUUAGAACAGUAACUUUGGCGCUAGUCAUGUUUUCAGUUGUUGUUUUCUCAGUGUUCUUUCAAGUUCAGCGAUUUUGACUCGCGCACCCAGAACAGAGAGCAGAGCAGGGAUGUGAGGGGUUUUUUUGUUUGACUUUUUAGGAAUCAAAGGUUGCUUUGUAAAGAAAGAGCAACAUUUAACAGUAUCAUGAGACUGGCAGAGCUCUAAGGGCCCAAUCGCUCAUCCUCUACCCACACAAUAGUCCCACUGUCUUCAAUCAGUUUGGCCUUAAAUCAGUGCAUUACAAAAUUCUCAUAACUUUUAGGGCUAAUUUGCAAAACUUCCCUCUCUGUAAGCCACAUGCUGUGCUAAACAGAACACAGUUUGCAAUAUAGAGGUGCCUCGGCGGGUGGCUAUAACUUUGGAUCAAAAAGAGCUGAUAGAUUUUUUAAAAUAGCACUAAAAGUUUUCAGUUAGUUACUUACUCCCAUUAUUCUGUAGCCACCAACUCAGGAAAUAGGACACAUUUUGUAUGAGCAAAUGCCAGCUAUACAUUUGGUAUAGAGCUGGGUGGGAAUUUUUUUGACAAAAUGGUUUUCUGUCAUAAAAUGCCGCUUUGUCAAAACAAACUUUUUGUGGGAAAGGGUUGGUUUUAACAAAAAACUUUUGUUAGGAAGUUUUCUCGGGUCCGGGAUGGAAUUUCUGGUCCAAACCAGAGACACUCCAGAAUACUCUGCUGCUUGAAUUCACCUGGGUUCAAGUCCUUACUCCAAAUCAGUCAGAGCACAGUCCUUCUGAACUUGAGUCUCACACACCUGAGCUGUGACUAAACCACCAGGCUAUUCUGGGGCAGGGGAAUCUAGUUCGCUUUCUUCUGGGUCCCCCCCCCC